AUGACCAAGAAAAGGAGAAACACUGGUCGUGCCAAAAAGGGCAGCGGCCACCUGCAUCCUAUUCUCUGCACGAACUGCGCCUGGUGCAUGCCCAAAGACAAGGCAAUUAAAAAGUUGUUAAUUCGAAAUAUAGUAGAGGCAGCUGCAGUCAGAAGCAUUUCCGAAGUGAGUGUCUUCGAUGCCUUUGUGAUUCCAAAGUUCUAUGUGAAACUGCUCUGCUGUGUGAGUUGUGCCAUUCACAGCAAGGUGGUGAGGAACUGUUCUCCUGAAGCCCAGAACGACCGAACACCUCCACCUAGACUUAGACCUACAGGCGCUGCCCCACGACCACCACCAAAUUCCGUGGAAGGAUUGGAUUCCUUAAAGGCUGAAGAAAAAACUCUUGAGUGUGAGCUAAUUGCCCUCAUUUUCUGGAUUUAG
Elephantulus edwardii (Cape elephant shrew) is the source of this 420-nucleotide messenger RNA. Its product is annotated as 40S ribosomal protein S26-like. Bases 1 to 420 code for a protein of 139 amino acids. Lineage: Eukaryota; Metazoa; Chordata; Mammalia; Macroscelidea; Macroscelididae. Gene Ontology annotation, cellular component: ribosome; cytosolic small ribosomal subunit. Gene Ontology annotation, biological process: translation. The record is from RefSeq and is a predicted model, not a curated record. The transcript has 2 exons. Gene Ontology annotation, molecular function: structural constituent of ribosome; mRNA binding.